Talpa occidentalis (Iberian mole) is the source of this 1590-nucleotide messenger RNA. It is a transcript of the gene JADE1, whose product is annotated as jade family PHD finger 1. Gene Ontology annotation, biological process: regulation of transcription by RNA polymerase II. Lineage: Eukaryota; Metazoa; Chordata; Mammalia; Eulipotyphla; Talpidae. The record is from RefSeq and is a predicted model, not a curated record. Gene Ontology annotation, cellular component: histone acetyltransferase complex.
GGCGGCGCCGGGCGCGCUCAGGCCCUGCCGCUCCCCGGGGAACAUGAAACGAGGCCGCCUGCCCAGCAGCAGCGAGGACUCGGACGACAAUGGCAGCCUGUCCACCACCUGGUCCCAGAGCUCGCGGUCCCAGCACAGGAGAAACUCCUGCUCCAGACACGAAGACCGGAAGCCCUCAGAGGUGUUCCGGACAGACCUGAUCACCGCCAUGAAGCUGCACUCCCACCAGCUGAGCCCCGAUGAGUACUGCGUGCUGGCCGACCCCUGGAGGCAGGAGUGGGAGAAGGGCGUGCAGGUGCCCGUGAGCCCCGGGACCAUCCCGCGGCCCGUGGCCAGGCUCGUGUCUGAGGAGAAGUCCCUCGUGUUCAUCAGGCCCAAGAAGUACAUUGUGUCCUCGGGCUCGGAGCCCCCGGAGCUGGGCUACGUGGACAUCCGGACGCUGGCCGAUAGCGUGUGCCGGUACGACCUCAACGACAUGGACGCCGCGUGGCUGGAGCUGACCAACGAGGAGUUCAAGGAGAUGGGGAUGCCGGCGCUGGACGAGCACACCAUGGAGCGGGUGCUGGAGGCGUUCGAGCAGCACUGCUAUGACAACAUGAGCCACGCCAUCGAGACAGAGGAGGGGCUGGGCAUCGAGUACGACGAGGACGUGGUCUGUGACGUCUGCCAGUCCCCGGAUGGCGAGGACGGCAACGAGAUGGUCUUCUGCGACAAGUGCAACAUCUGUGUGCACCAGGCCUGCUAUGGGAUCCUCAAGGUGCCGGAGGGCAGCUGGCUGUGCCGGACGUGUGCCCUGGGCGUCCAGCCCCGCUGCCUGCUCUGCCCCAAGAAGGGCGGCGCCAUGAAACCCACGCGCAGCGGCACCAAGUGGGUCCACGUCAGCUGUGCCCUGUGGAUCCCCGAGGUCAGCAUCGGCAGCCCCGAGAAGAUGGAGCCUAUCACCAAGGUGUCCCACAUCCCCAGCAGCCGGUGGGCGCUGGUGUGCAGCCUCUGCAGCGAGAAGUUCGGCGCGUCCAUACAGUGCUCCGUGAAGAACUGCCGCACGGCUUUCCACGUGACCUGCGCCUUCGACCAGGGCCUGGACAUGAGGACCAUCUUGGCGGAGAAUGACGAGGUCAAGUUCAAGUCCUACUGCCCCAAGCACAGCUCCCGCCGCAAGCACGAGGAGGGCCUGGGCCCGGGGCCGGCGGCGGAGAACGGGGCGGCGCCGCCGGAGCCCUUGGCGGGCCGGGCGCAGGCCCAGGAUGAGGGGCCGCGGGGCAGCGCGCGCAAGCAGAAGCUGCAGCAGCUGGAGGAUGAGUUCUACACCUUCGUGAACCUGCUGGACGUGGCGCGGGCCCUGCGGCUGCCCGAGGCGGUGGUGGACUUCCUCUACCAGUACUGGAAGCUCAAGCGCAAGGUCAACUUCAACAAGCCGCUCAUCACGCCCCGGAAGGACGAGGAGGACAACCUGGCCGAGCGGGAGCAGGACGCCCUGUUCCGGCGGCUGCGGCUGUUCACGCACCUGCGGCAGGACCUGGAGAGGGUAAUGACCGACCCCGACACCCUGUAGGGGCCUAGAGAACAGGGGCCGCUGGGACCCACGCGCGC